Funneliformis geosporum is the source of this 1560-nucleotide messenger RNA. NCBI's taxonomy places the organism in Eukaryota, Fungi, Glomeromycota, Glomeromycetes, Glomerales, Glomeraceae. The record is from the annotation of a GenBank genome assembly.
AUGAGACUAAACACGCCCUUCUCAAUAGUCUGUAAAACUGAAAUUUCUCCUACUCCUUCCACUACACAAAUUCUAUGUUCCUGCGAUUUUCGAAUAAAUAUUUAUGAUUGUCCAGAAUCAUCAAUUUUAGUAAUUUCACAUUGGGUUUUAUUUCCAUAUUGCGCUCUACUGAGUGCAACUGCAGCUGCAUGUUUAUGGCAUUUGCUUAAAAAGAAAAAUCAACCAUUCUUUUUUACUUCGAGAAGAGAUAGGGGAAAGUUGAGACCUAGACCACAACAUACUUAUUUUACGAUAGCCUUGAUUUAUUGUCCAUGUCAGAUGCUUCACUCGAUAUUAUUAUUAACGAAUUCUUAUCCGAACAUACUUUGGGCAGAAAUUGGUCAUUCACUGCCUUCUACACUAUCAGCGACAAUAGCAGUAUUAUAUCCAUUGAGUAUAUUUUAUUCGACAUCAGCUUUUGAAGUAACAAAUUUCACAUCACGUCCAAUAUCGACGUCAAGUGCAAUAUCAGAGAUACCCAUAGCGAGACACGCCGUAAGGAUCGACAUCGUUUGUAUUCUUGCCUUUAUAACAACGCUUGGCGUUUUUUUAACGGUGCCCGCAUUAACAGGUUAUUACGCUGAUAUGAGCGAUUUUAUAAAUGCGAACAAAUUUCUUAAGAUACAGUAUAUCGCGUGGUUUAUUUGGGUAUCUUUGUAUGUUGCAGCAAUGAUAUGGUUUUGGUCCAGAUUUCUUAAUAUUAUUGGUGAAAUGACUAAUCAGAAUCAAACUCAAAAUCCCGGGUUACAAAUCAAACUUGACCAAUUGAGAAGAGGUUCGCGUAAUUUAUCAUUACCGGUAUAUGGACAAAUUUUAACAGGAUUUAUAUAUUUACCAGCAUUCUUGGCUUACGUGUUAUAUCAUCGUUCAACUACAAUGUUUAAUUAUAAAAUUAAUUUGAUAUUUUUGAGUUUAUGGAACUUUUUGAUACCAAUCAUAUUACACAUAACACAAUGGAUAAUGAUUUAUAAUAUUUACAAAUCCAUUACCGCCUCACAAAAUAUUCCAAAGAAAUUAUCUACAAGAAACUUUAAUAAUAAUAAUAAUUCACGCGCAGGGGGUGAACCAAAUACGAACGAAAGUACGAUUUAUCAGGUUAAUGAAGGAAGGAAUAUUAAAAAAGAGAAAAGGAUAACUAUGACUAGUGCUAGCGAAGGAAAAAUGAACGUUGAUGACAUAGAACUAUCGGAAUUUAUUCGAACUCCAAUAGACAAAGCAAUUGAUGAAGAGGAAAUUUAUGAUAUUGAGAUUAGUGAAGUUGGCAUUCCAAGAGGAGAGGAUUUUAUGAUUGAUUCUGGCCAUUGCAGUUCAGGAAUGGUUUUAAAUAGAGAUUCAGGGAGAGUCAGUAUCUCGAGUAAUAGUUUUACUAAAAAGUGUAAAUCGGAUUCAUUUUUAAACACUCUGCAUGAAAAUGGUAUAAUCGUAACAUCAUCAACAAUAUUAUUCCAAUCACUCCUACCAACACUAAUUCCAACAUUUCGUCAUCUUCGACGUCGUUACCAUAUCCGAUUGGGAGAAUGA